Messenger RNA from Malaclemys terrapin pileata, 1426 nucleotides. RefSeq lists its product as uncharacterized. The transcript has 2 exons. The coding region runs from base 187 to 1347 and encodes 386 amino acids. Lineage: Eukaryota; Metazoa; Chordata; Testudines; Emydidae. The record is from RefSeq and is a predicted model, not a curated record.
UCGGGGGGCAGGGACGCUGGGCCAGGAGCCCAGGCACCAAGCUGUGCCCUUGGCAGUCCUGCCCCCACCCACCACGUGGCUCACAGCGCAGAUAAGGAGGAUAUCAGCGGGGAAGGUGCCCGCUGCUCAGUCCCGGCGCUCGAGCCAGAGGCAGCAUCACCCCUGGGCACCCGGAUCAGGCCCGGCAUGGCGCUCUUUGGGCAGCUCCUGGAGCCCCACGGCUACCUGCAGUCUCUGCGCUCGCUGGUGCUGGGCGUGGUGGCGCAGCUGCAGGGCACGGCCACGCCCGAGGAGCUGGAGUUCGUGCGGCGGGAGCUGGAGCUGCUGGACCGGGAGCUGGCGGGGGGCCCGGGGCUGCUGGAUGACGCGGAGGUGGGGCGCUACGAGGACUGCGUGGCUGCCGUGUACGGGCAGCUGGGGGCGGCCGUGCGGGCGGGCAGUGCCCACGCCCCGCGCGAGAAGGAGCUUUUCCUGCAGAGCUGCGCCCAGUACGAGCUGGAGCGGCAGCUGCUGGGGCUGUGCCGGCGGGCGCAGGGCGUCUCCGUGCUGACCGGGCGGCCGGCGCUGCUGGAGCAGGCGGUCCAGGCCCACCGGCCCCGCCGCUGGCAGAUGGCUCAGUUCUGCCAGAAACUCAACCUGGUGGUGGGCGCGGGGCUGCUGUGUCUGCUGUGCGAGGCCGGACUGACGGGGCGGGACGGGACCCUGCUGCUGGGCCGCUGGGCCGGCCGCAUGGGGGCGCUGCACCAGCGCAUGAAGGAGGCCGUGGGCCGGUGCGCCGCCUACUUCCAGGGGCAGGCGCAGGAGGACCUGGCCGGCAUCCUGGCCCAGGUCCCGCUGCCUGGCCCCGCCGAGGUGGCCGCCAAGGUCCUCACGAAGCUGGAGAAGAACUACGACUGGCUGCGCUGGGCGGUGAUGGCGUGGGGCGGGGAGCCGCAGCCUGGCCCGGACGGGGAGCCGCAGCCCGGCCCUGACGGGGACCAGGUGCUAGCCCAGGGCAACUACAUCACGGGCCAGGCGGCCUGCGGGCUCAAGGUGGUAGCCUGCUACAGUGAGAGCCCCUCCUCGCUGGACAAGGGCCGCACCCACCAGCUGAUCGGGGAUCUGGAGUGGAAGCUGCCCAACCCGCCGCCCGAGGUCUAUGCCAGCCUGGAGGCCGAGCCAGCCCGGGCCCGUGGCUACCUAGCCCAGCGCAUGCUGCAGAAGCUGGGUGAGGGGCUGGGGCCUGGCGUCACCGUCCACGUGGUGCCUGGCAAGCUGGAGAUGAGGAGCAACUUCCCGCCGGCCGCCUGCCUGCUGCACGAAUACCGACACCGCCUGGCCUCCGGCACCGUCUGCAUCUUCGGCUGAGCCGGGACGCCCAGCGGGGCCGGGGCUGUUCUGGGGGCCCCUCCCGCCCGGCUGGCCUGAGCCAAUAAAGCUUCAUGCU